Molecule: messenger RNA, 5659 nt
Organism: Syngnathoides biaculeatus (alligator pipefish)
Lineage: Eukaryota; Metazoa; Chordata; Actinopteri; Syngnathiformes; Syngnathidae
Gene: tmem121b
Product: transmembrane protein 121B
Exons: 1
Coding region: 166-1371 (401 amino acids)
Source: RefSeq, a predicted model, not a curated record
UCAUGAAAAUACAAUGCAGCUCCAAUGUAAAAGGGGCCAAAAGUCCCUUCCAUGGCCUAAAUCCGUGCCUAUUUUUCCAAGCAACUCCUCCCCUCCACCUUGAAAAAAAAAAUGCAUCAAGGAGUAAGAAAAACAAGGCAAAGCUAAUGCGGACGCCGUAAUACAAUGAUCGCAGAAAUUCCCAAAAACAAUUCCAAGGCAUUCCAAUCCUCCGCGACUCUCAGCUCCGACUCUCCCGUCUCCUCGUCUCCUUCCCCGGAAGCCGGCCGGCUGCUGAGCAGGAGGCGGGACGCGCGCACCACCACCACCGGCGGCGGCGUCAGCGGCACCCACACGGGGGAGAGCGACAGCAUCCGACCGCUGGUGUCCACCGGCCUCAUCAUGACAUCGACCGAGUUCGCCCACGCCGGCGCCCCGCUCAUGGCCCCCCGCUCCACGCGCAGCCUCCUCUACAAGAUCCUGUGCUUCCUGCUGCUCGUCUUGCAAGGCGGCGUGCUGGACUUCUACCUGAUCGCCUUCACCGACCUGUACUGGUGCUCGUGGAUCGCCACGGACCUGGUGGUGCUCUCCGGCUGGGCCAUUUUCUUCGUCAAGAACGCCAGGGGAAAGCGGGAGCGGGCCUGCGGUUUCCACCAGAAGGGCUCCGCGUACGGCGGUUGCAACCUGGGCGAGUUCACCUACGCCUACCUGGCGUGGCUCGUUCAUGUCAUCGCGUGCACCCCCAAGGUGGCGCUCGUCCUGGAGACCUCCAUCCUGGACCUGGUCGCCGCCAAGGUGCCGUGCGGGCUCACGGGCUUCAAGAUCGUCACCUUGCUCUCCGCCCCGCUGCUUUUCUGCCUCAUCAACGCCAUCAUCGAGGACGUGAACGGGGCCACCCGGCACCGCUCCCACAGCUGUUUCACCUCCACCUGCCUGGAUCUCGUCGACAGCUUCUCCCUGGUGGAGGCGCUGCUCCGGAGCGAGAUCCCGACCCCGUACCUCAAGUACACCGUCAUCUCGGUGUACUUCGUGGCCCUGGCCGCUCCCGUCGUGUGGCUGUACGAGCUCACCGCGUCGGAGCUCCGGUGCCGCUGGCUGUGGGCUCGCUUCUUCUCCGCGGGGCUCCUGGUCAACGCGCCGCUGCUGGUGGUGCGCUGCUUCCAGGUGUACGUGGACGACGGCCCCGUAUCGGUGCUCAUGUUCAAGAACGUCUUCUUCCUGGUGUCCACGCUGCUGGAGCUCGCCGAGCAGUGCGUGGCCGUAUGCGGCGUCCGCCGGAGGCUGACCGGGGGGAACCACCACCACAACCAGGCCCACUUCUCGCACGGGGUGUCCGAGAACGACAUGUGUCCGCACGGAUACGUCAACACCCUGGCCGUCGCCCAGUCCUAGUCGCGCGGAUGUAUAGGCUUGCCUCCCAAAUAAUAAUAUUCAAAAAAAUAUAUAUACUUAAUUCAUUGGAUUCAAUAUUACAUCCGCAGCCUUCUUUUCGACAUUACAUUGCCCACCAAUUAAUUAAAAUUACACACGACGCCAUUAAAAACAUUAAAUUAUGCACUAUAAUUUUCUUUAAUAAGUUGUGAAAAUAUUUUCAAUAAUUAAGAGAUUUAAAUAUGAAAAUGCAUUUUCAAAAGUAAAUAAACCGAAUUACAUAAUUAAAAUUGAUUUUAUAUACGUUUCAAACACUUGACUCGUCUGAAUUAAUUGCAAUGGUCAAAUAACUUUUUUUGCAGACAAAAUUAUUGUAUAUUUAGAGGAUUAAAUAAAACUAAAAACAUUGGAUUACAUCAGGCAAUGUUUAAUUAAACUUAAAUAUAUUUUUUGCAGCCCAAUUAACUACAUAUUAAAAGUGCAAAUGAAAAUAUAUUUUUAAAUUAUUUAAUCAUUCAUUAUUACCAAGCGAGACCCUCUUGGGCUUUAGCUAACAGCAGUGCUUUAUCACUUUUGAGUAGACCUCCUUUAGUAGAAUAAGUCACCAGCUCAGUCACACUGAUACGUUUUUCUUGUCAAAGUUAAUGCAAAACAAAAAACACGUGAUUUCAAAUAUUUUGAAGUGUAUAAAUUGCAUUAUGUACAGUAACUACUGUACGUCCUCAAUGGCAAAUAUGUCUGUAACUUUUUAAUAUGUGAGGGUUUUCUUUAUUUCAGGGCGUCACGAACCAAACCGGGGUCUGAUUUUCCGAAAAUUUUGUACAUGUCUGGAAAGCGCCCUCGUUCCGGACCACUGGACGGGUGCCGUACAUUCAAACACGGAGGGAAAAGAACAAAACCCUUCUGUUCUAUUGGAUGUUGUGUUCUUUGUGUGAAUUUUACCACUGCAAACAAAUGCAACGUCUGUGGGAUGUAAAGUGCAAUUUCAAGACCCCCCCCCCACACACACACCUCCAACCACGCACAUUUGGUGUCUUCUAUUGAUGACAGUGUUGUCUGUAAGUCUGUGCUAGUCCUGACUUGGUGUAGACGUGUAAUAUUGUCAUGCGUACGCCCACUACGGCGAACCCUCGCAUAUUUUGCAUUUCUGGUAUCCCAAAUUCACAUUUAUUUAUUUGGCAACCUCUCUGCCAUUAUUCAGCAAUUUUGUGCUCAACCCAAACGCAUGUCAAAUAUAAAAGUAGUCCUUUGGCAUCAUUUCGUAGCAUCUCGGUGCCAAGGAAUUUAUUCAGACCAUAAGUCUGUCCAAUAAUUAAAAAAAAAAGCACUUUAAUGCCCUUUUGUGACAUCUGUAGGCAAUUCGAACGCUUUUUAAGUUUGUGUCAAUUAACUGCGGAUAUUUGCUAUUGCCGCGGAAUCACUGCACUGUGGUACUGCAUACGCAAGUUUGGCAUGGCGGAGAAAUAUGUUAAAAUAGUACAGGACAUGUAUGAGGGAAGCGGAAGAGUGGCGAGAUGUGCCGUAGGUGUGUCAGAAGAAUUUAAGGUGUAGGUGGGACUGCAUCAGGGAUCCACCCUAAGCCCCUUCCUGUUUGCUGCAGCAAUGGAUAGGCUGACAGAUAAGGUUAGACUGGAAUCCCUUUGGACGAUGAUGUUCGCAGAUGAUAUUGUGAUCUGCAGUGAAAGCAGGGAACAGGCGGAGGAACAAUCAGAAAGAUGGAGGCGUGCACUGGAAAGGAGAGGAAUGAAGAUUAACCAAAGUAAAACAGAAUAUAUGUGUGUGAAUGAGAGGGGUGGAGGGGGAACAGUGAAGCUCCAGGGAGAAGAGAUAGCGAGGGUGGAUGACUUCAAAUACUUGGGGUCAACAAUACAGAGCAAUGGAGAGUGUGGUAAGGAAGUGAAGAAACAGGUCCAAGCGGGUGGAAGAGCUGGCGGAAGGUGUCUGGUGUUCUAUGUGACAGAAGAGUUGGAGUACAGAUUAGAGACGAUGGCACUGAAGAGACAACGGAACUUGAGGUAACAGAAAUGAAGAUGUUGAGGUUCUCGCUUGGUGUGAAGAGGUUGGAUAGGGAUAGAAAUGAGCUCAUUAGAGGGACAGCCAAAGUUGGAUGUUUUGGAGACAAAGUUUGAGAGAGCAGGCUUUGAUGGUUUGGACAUGUCCAGAGGCGAGAGAGUGACUGUAUUGGUAGAAGGGUGCUGAGGAUGCAGCCCCCAGGCAAACGAGUGAGAGGAAGACCAAAGGAAAGGUUGAUGGAUGUUGUGAGGUGUUAGAGAGGAAGAUGCACAAGAUAGGCUUAGAUGGAAAAAGAUGACAUACUGUGGCGACCCCUAACGGGACAAGCUGAAAGGAAAAGAAGAAGCAGCUGCGGAAUCACUGUAGUGCCACAAAAAACUUGGUUUGAAGAGACAGACUAACGACUUCCUGUAUGUGUAAAUAUCCCGUUAAAGCAUACAAAGAAAAUAAAUCAGCAUUUGCUCAUUGGGAAAAGUCAUCAAAAUGUGUUCUAGUAAGCAAAACUUCACCACUUUUUAGCCAUUUCGCUCCAAUCAUUGGAACCCUCGAUGUUACCUUGCUUCACGUAAACAUUGUUAAAAUAGAGCAAAACGGAGUUCAUCUUGCAGUAGCUCCCUGGGAAAUGUUACACGUUGAUGCUCGGGGGAGUGCAGUAAAAGGACAGGAGCAAAUCUAGGACGGUUGUAUCGGAAUUGGACUGAAAUAUUUGGGGAGAUUUAGAUCUGAUCGGAUUGAUAUCGGGUGUGGCAAACGGGACUUUUACAGAGUCAUCUUCCAGGUUGCUGUGUUUUUAUCUGGAGUGGGCUACAAAUGCACCAAAAAUUGGUAUGAAUUGCAGGAUUUUCCCCCUUUCCGAAAAAAAAAGCCCAAUUAUCAGAUGAAAGAUUAUCUUGAGCGAUUGUGCUGUGGCGCGGGGUAUGUUAAGAAUGAGGUUUUUUUUUUUCUCUCCUCAGAAGACAGUCGGGGACGACAACUAAAACCUGUUCAAUAUUGACGACGGUAAACUGAAUCUGCACAAAAAUCAAGUCAAGAUGUUAAAAAUCGGUAUGAAUAUACCCCGUGAAAGUGCCUGGCCUCACAGUUUCUAUCAUCUCCUUUUCUCUCUACUCGAGAAAAUGUACAGAAAUGAGGAGGACGACAUUGACGUGGAAAGAUGCCUUUACGGACUUUGCCCACAUUAAGAAAACUCGUCGACACCGUUUUGGUCAUGUGAGUUAUUCAAAUUAAGGGAGAGAGAGAGAGAGGACUAGCUUAUCCUUCCGGUUAUUUGAUUUGCUUUCCUGUUUUAUGCUAAAAUAGGCUAAGCGUGCUAAAAAUGCCUCAUUAUGGAAAUGCCUUUUUUUUUUUCCUUUUUGGGCCUCUGCAUUACUUUAUUCUUUUCGACAACACAAACACUAUUUUCAAGUCUUGCUCCACUGUACUUCACCUCCUAAAUCAUAUUCCACUGUAUCGCGAUGUACAGUAUAUUCGCAGUAGUCUGCUUUUAGUGCCUCUUUCACAUUGCAUUCCGUGCAACCAAUUUUUCCUCCCUCAGCAGGCAGGUCAGCGCUUAUGCUGACUUGUGCCUUACGGUACGUGCCCUGUGUCCAGCCAUCCAUUUUCUGUAGUGCUUAUCCACAUUAGGGUUAACUGGUUGAGUUGGAGCAGACUUUUGGACUCACCGAUCAACCGCAGGGCAAACAGAAACAACAUGCAUUAUUUUGAGAUUUAAAAAAAAGAAGAAGUGGAACGAGCUUUGUUUGUGAGCUCAAAGAUGCAAGCAGUUGCUAUGGCGACACCUACUCUUAUGCCGCCUCAACAAAUUUCAUAUCACGUUUGCAAAUCUGUGACAGACAGUUGCUGCCCGGCUCAAUGAUGUCACAAACCACAGCCUUCCUGUUUGUUGCCCCAGUGUCAUCCAUAAGUAGGUCACAUGAUCAGACUCAUCAGAUGCAUUCAAAACUAUGAGAAAAUGAAAUAUGCAGCGCCGGGGAUGCUUCGAGUGUGUCUUUUGCCUUUUAUUUUGUGCGUAACGUAAAUCGCACUACAAUGGCUUCCCAUUGGUUGCUCAUCAUAUCACGCCAAAGUAUUUUAAACCGUAUAUUUUUGAGAGCUAUGAUUUCUUCAUGCUGAAAAAAAAAAAAAAAAAAAAAAAAAAGUGUCACGUCGUGAUGUAACGUAACCUGCAUGAGCUCGGACAGUUCCGUUCAAACUACCAAAGGGCACUAAAUGGAGUAUUCUUGCUCAUGCACACAAACUGGACCAUGCGCGACAUCAGAACCCAGCUGGUUUUAUAAUACGUUUUUCCUCGUUCUUU